This is a messenger RNA of Australozyma saopauloensis, 1737 nucleotides long. It is a transcript of the gene RCK2, whose product is annotated as serine/threonine protein kinase. The transcript has a single exon. The record is from RefSeq and is a predicted model, not a curated record. Gene Ontology annotation, biological process: protein phosphorylation; cellular response to oxidative stress. Bases 1 to 1737 code for a protein of 578 amino acids. Lineage: Eukaryota; Fungi; Ascomycota; Pichiomycetes; Serinales; Metschnikowiaceae. Gene Ontology annotation, molecular function: calcium/calmodulin-dependent protein kinase activity; ATP binding.
AUGUUUUCGAAUUUCAAGAACUUGAUCAGACACGGGCGCACCGCCAGAGAUUUGAAGGAUAAUAAUGACUUGAGCACGCAAUCCUCCAACAAUUCGAGUGCUCACCACGCCAACAAGAUCUACGGCAAGAAUGACAAUGGCUCUCAGGCGAUGGAAAUAGACUUGAUCAAACUGGAACAAUCCGAUUCCACUGCCAGCUCUCAUCACCACAACCGCCACACUCAUCACGAUGGACAACAAGAGCACCACCACCACCACCAGCAACACCAACAGCACGCAGAGCAGCACCAGAAACACAAUCAUGAAAAAUCUUCCCGUCAUCAUCGGUCAGAUAACCACGACCAUCAUCAUCACCACCAUGAUCACUCCCAAAAUGCCAACCAACCUACUGAUCAGCAAGCACAUCAUGGACAGGGAACCCUGACUCGCUACGAGGAAGUGGCAACGCAGAUUUGCAACGAAGAGAGACAGGGCCGUUCAAGUGCCAGUAAGUACCCAGGCUUGGAGAAUUAUGAGGUGCUCGAGAAGAUGGGCGAGGGUGCUUUCUCUGUUGUGUACAAGGCUCGUCAUUUGAUUUCUAAUAAAUUGGUUGCAAUUAAAGUGCUUCGCAAGUUUCAAAUGGACCGUUCUCAGAAGCAGGCCGUCUUGAAAGAGGUCACUAUCAUGCGCCAACUCAAACACCCAAAUAUUGUUCGUUUCGCCGAAGUGAUCGAAAGCGAUUCAUACUACUACAUUGUCCAAGAGUUAGCGGUUGGUGGAGAAAUAUUUGCUGCUAUCGUGAACUUUACAUAUCUCAGCGAAGACUUGAGUCGUCAUAUUAUCUAUCAAGUUGCAGAGGCUGUUCGCUAUUUACAUGAAGAAGUUGGUGUUGUACAUCGAGACAUUAAGCCCGAGAACUUGUUGUUCCAGCCAAUUGCUUUCAGACCAUCCCUCAACCCAUUCUCUAAACUUCGUCGCUCGGAUGAUCCAAAGACUAAGAAGGAUGAGGGCGAGUUUGUCCCAGGAAUUGGAGGUGGUACAAUUGGAGUAGUUAAGUUGGCUGACUUUGGCUUGUCAAAACAGAUUUGGGAGCACAAUACGAAGACACCUUGUGGCACUGUGGGUUACACCGCUCCAGAAAUUGUUCGUGAUGAAAGAUACUCUAAAGAAGUUGAUAUGUGGGCAAUUGGUUGCGUCUUGUAUACUCUUUUGUGUGGUUUCCCACCAUUCUAUGAUGAGAGGAUCGAGACUUUAACUGAAAAAGUUGCUCGCGGAAAGUACACAUUUUUGGCCCCAUGGUGGGAUGAAAUCUCAGAUGAAGCAAAAUAUUGUGUUACUCGUCUCUUGACAGUAGACCCAAAGAAAAGAUAUACAAUCAAUGAUCUUUUGAACGAUCCUUGGCUUAGUAAAGCUAAGAAGCCAACCUCUGCGGUCGUGGAGCAAGCAAAGAGAGACAAGGCUACCCAUCCAGCAAGAUUUGCUGCGUACCAAAACGAGGCCUUGUACUCCCCAGCUGCCCUGGCGCUUCGUGAAGCCUUUGACAUCUCUGCUGCGGUUCAUAGAAUCGGCGAGGAAGCUGCUUUACAAAAAGGACUCAACGGUGUGCCUGAAGCAGUUUUGGAGGAAAGUGAGGAGUCAGACCUGUUACCCGUUGCUAAUACCACAGUGAGUGAUAUCAAUAAUGAUCCCAGUUUUGCUCUCAACCUAGGAGGCGCGUCUAUUUUGGGAAGACGGAAGAAUAAGGCUGUUGUUGCAUAG